AUGUCUCAAACCAAGGAUACAUUCCUGUAUGCGCUGAGCUCAAAUAAUGCCUGGGCCGGGUACAAGGCGCAUCAGAACCCCAGCUUCUUCUCCAAGCUGGCGAGUGGCCAGACACCUCAGAUCCUGUGGCUAGGGUGCUCCGACUCUCGCUGCCCCGAGACAACGAUCCUGGGCCUGCAGCCGGGCGACGUGUUUGUGCACCGCAACAUCGCCAACAUCAUCUCGGCAACGGACAUCAACACGUCUGCGGUGAUCGAGUUCGCGGUGGUGCACCUCAAGGUCAAGCACAUCAUCCUGUGCGGGCACACGUCUUGCGGCGGCGCGGCGGCGGCGCUGGGCGAGUCGCGCAUCGGCGGCGUCCUCGACACGUGGAUCACGCCGCUCAAGGCGAUCCGGCGCAAGCACGCCGACGAGCUGGCGGCCAUCCGCGACGAGGGGGGGCGGUCGAGGCUCGUCGUCGAGCUCAACGUGCGCGCCGGCAUCGAAGUGCUCAUGUCAAACUUCACCAUCCUCGAGGCCAUCCACGACCGCGGCCUCGAGGUCCACGGCUGCGUCUUCGACAUCGGCACGGGCCGCAUCACGGACCUCAGCAUCGGGACAAAGGGCAAGAGGUUCAACACCUCCUCCGAUGAGGUCGUUCGCGGCAACCACGCUCAGCUGGUCUUCCGGGGCGCCAAUGCCUCCAUGACCGUCCGAUGA
Messenger RNA from Phialemonium atrogriseum, 699 nucleotides. RefSeq names its product putative carbonic anhydrase. Gene Ontology annotation, molecular function: zinc ion binding; carbonate dehydratase activity. The record is from RefSeq and is a predicted model, not a curated record. The transcript is spliced from 3 exons. Gene Ontology annotation, cellular component: cytoplasm. The coding region runs from base 1 to 699 and encodes 232 amino acids. Gene Ontology annotation, biological process: cellular response to carbon dioxide; carbon utilization; cellular response to oxidative stress. NCBI's taxonomy places the organism in Eukaryota, Fungi, Ascomycota, Sordariomycetes, Cephalothecales, Cephalothecaceae.